Messenger RNA from Scatophagus argus, 1677 nucleotides. RefSeq names its product steroid 5 alpha-reductase 3 (gene srd5a3). NCBI's taxonomy places the organism in Eukaryota, Metazoa, Chordata, Actinopteri, Scatophagidae. Gene Ontology annotation, cellular component: endoplasmic reticulum. Gene Ontology annotation, molecular function: 3-oxo-5-alpha-steroid 4-dehydrogenase activity. The record is from RefSeq and is a predicted model, not a curated record. The transcript is spliced from 5 exons. Gene Ontology annotation, biological process: polyprenol catabolic process; dolichol-linked oligosaccharide biosynthetic process. The coding region runs from base 38 to 985 and encodes 315 amino acids.
CACAAAACAAUGUUCUCGUCUGCCGCGGAUCUUGAGAAUGAUUUGGAGCUCGGUCGGCUUGAGCCUUUUAGAUGUUUUGUGGGCUUUUCUGUCUUUAUGUUUCUUUGUAGCUUUCUGUGUCCACAAAAUCUCCCCAUACCUACUGAGAAAAUAUGAAACAUGUCGUCUCUACGUGUUAUUUCAGGAUCUUAUUCGUUACGGAAAAACAAAACAAACCCUCAAACGAAACGACUGGCUCCGUAUGUUUGAUGUACCAAAAAGGUGGUUCUGGCACUUCUAUGUUAUCUCCGUUGGUUGGAAUGGUCUUCUUCUUGUCUUAUACCUGAAUUUUAUAUAUCGGCAUCAGCCAUACCCAUCAUGGCUCACUGGAGUAUUAGACAUUUUGACGGGUGUACCAAACAGUAACAGUCAAGUCCCACAGCUGUCUACUCUGCUGGUGCAGCUGCUGCUCUGUGUCCACUCUGUCAGGAGGCUGUUGGAGUGUCAGUGUGUCAGUGUUUUCUCGGAUGGAGCCAUUCAUUUGGUGCAGUAUGUGUUCGGUCUGGGAUAUUAUGUGGCACUGGGGUUGACGGUGCUCUGCUUGGAUCGUCAGAGAAAAGGGACUGGAACUCUCCUUUCUCAGCUGAACUGGUUUCAUGUAGCAGGAAAUGCACUUUUCAUUGGGGCCUCACUCUUGCAGCAUCAGUCCAUGGUCCUGCUGGCCAGGCUUCGCGUGGGAAAGUCUGGAAUAGUUGAGACCCUGGCUCACAGAGUGCCAAAGGGAGGAUGGUUCGAGCUCGUGUCAUGCCCGCAUUACUUUGCCGAGCUUCUGAUCUACAUCUCACUGAGCUUUGUUUUUGGAGGCCUUUCUCUCACUUGGUGGCUCGUUGUCCUUUAUGUGCUCUUCAACCAGGCACUAGCAGCACAGCUUUGUCAUGACCUUUACAUGAGCAAAUAUGAGUCAUACCCACGGCAUAGAAAAGCAUUUAUACCGUUUGUGCUGUGAAUAGUUUGUGUCUCAGUAUUGGGAACUCUAAGGUCCUUGAAAAUGCCAGAGACUUCUGAGGAUCUGAAGAUGUAGGACUAAAUCGCACCUUUCUGUUAGCUUUGACUUGCAAGUUGUUCCCAACAGAACAUCACUGAAUAUUAUUGACAGUUCCUGGAAGUGAGUGUGAGGUAUGGAAGUGCUGCAGAAAUUUCCUUUCACAGCAAAGUGAGAGGUGAGCUUGUUCUUUAAAACUGGUAAAACAAAAAAAAAGUGAAAUUGCACUGCAAAUCGCUUGUUCAUUUCAAACAAUUGUUUUUCUUAUAAGAAGGUACAUUGAUGUAAUAACACAUUUUUGCUGUUACAACAAACAAAUUUAUCUUGCUUUAACUCACAAGUUUUUCUGUUGACAAGGUUGUUCUAAAUGGUUCUUUAAUAAUAAAAAGAUUCCUUCUAAUUAGGAGAAAUCAAACAAACUGAGGCUUUCGGUGAAUGUUUUUCUUGUUAUAGCAUCAGUUGAAACAUUUUCUUUUUACAAUUAACCAGUUUAUCUUGUACAAGAAGUUUCCUGCUGAAGCAAAAUAAAUGGGUAUGUCUUAAUAAGAAGUAAAAUGCUAUAAGUAUAGUGUUACAACAACAACAUAUUUAACAUAUGAUUUUGAACCUACAAUGUCAAAUCACUUUUGUUGUAAUUAGAUGAAUAAUCUUGCUAA